Molecule: messenger RNA, 4275 nt
Organism: Fusarium sp. VM40
Lineage: Eukaryota; Fungi; Ascomycota; Sordariomycetes; Hypocreales; Nectriaceae
Source: the annotation of a GenBank genome assembly
AUGAGCUUGGAUCCUUUGGCCCCCGUCGCUCCUGCGCGGGUGAAGACGCUUCUACUACCCCUGGGUCAGAUCAAAGCAGACCGAUUCGCCUCCUUCGUCGAACGACUGAACCAGCAGCAUGUUGUCCACCUCCGCGACAUCAGCGCUGAUGGCCGACCCAACAGGAACAUGUUCUCUCCUCUGGCCUACCCAGAUGGCGCUAUAAUAUACAACCUCGUUACCCACGUCCCUCCUCCUUCUCACCUCGCCCUCACUCCCUUCGACUUAUACCGAGAACCCCUUGCUAUCAUAGCUCUGGCGGAUGGCACCGAGCUACACCAAAAGAGCUUCAACAAGCGCCAAUCCAUCAAUGGCACGGGUCCGACGACUACAGAGAAGAACAUUAGAGCUUUGUACCAGGAGCUUGAGGACCUUCGCGACACCUACCCCAAGGCCUUGGUACAUCAGGUCCUGUUGUUCGAUUAUCUCAACCCCCAUGACACCGACAUUCCAAUGCCCGAAGGCCUUGUCGGAAUCCCUCCGCCUGAGAAAUGCACGGUGACUACGAUAAGAACUGUUAUGUGUGACAUCUCCUCGUUGCUCCUCGCCGAGAUGACGACACUGGCCAAGUCUUUCGAGGCCAUGACCAACAUCGAGUCUCCCGUACCUUAUUCGACCACUUCUAAGCACACUAAUGGUGGAUCCUGGGGUGGUGAAGGUGGUUACAAUACCCUGUUGAGGAGAGGUUCGAGUAUCUCCUCACGACAUUCUGUGCGCUCCAACUCCGCGGGCGGUAUCAUGGAAAAGACCCAGGCCCGCAUGUCUAUGCCAGCCAAUGCUCGCCCAGGACUCCAUUCGAGCAGUUCAACACCAGGUUUAUCAUCAACAGGCACGAAGAGCAGCUUGUCGAACCCACCCCUUACCACGGAUGGUAACACCCCGCCUCCCAGUGAUCAUUCAUCGCCAGAACAAACCCCCCUGCCAGAGACUACCGAGAAUUCUCGAUCAGCUAGUCGCGAUCGCAUAUCAACGCAAGGAUUUGGCUCUGGGGGUGUGAACGACCGCUGGAGGCAUAGAACAAAGGGUCGAGCAGCGGUUGUUGUGGGCUCCAUGUUUCUCCAGGCUGGGCGAUGGACCGAUUCGAUCAAGGAGCUUAGUGAUGGUGCUAUGGCUGCGAGGUCUGUCAACGAUCAUCUAUGGCAUGGAAAGGCAUUGGAGCUUAUUCUUGUAAACCUGUUCCUUCUCGGCUGGUCCAACAUCGAAUUCCAUGUGCCCACUGUGCUCAUCCAGUUCCCGGAUAAGCCAGCUCAUAAGCAAACACCAGACCCGACUCCUGAAGACCCCAAUCAGCCAAAGCAUCUUAGAAACCUCCAAUGGCUACUACCGGAGCUUCUGGAACGUAUUGUCGCCCUCUACUCUAGGGUUUCAUCAGACAACCUUCCUCCCUUGCCCCUAUCUGAAACCUUUAUCCGUUUUUCCAAGAUCUAUUCGGCCCUUCACUUGUGCAAUGGCUACCUUGACCAAGAGUCUUUGGCCAUGAUAGCUACCGGAAUCGUCCCUGACCAGCCAUAUGCUGCGCCGCCUAGGUUUGGCGUAACACCCUCCCGACAACAGAUUGGAACAAUGCUGUUCAAGGCAUUUCCCGCUGGAGCCUCGGAACUUCUUACCACUGUCGACCGAGCGUCUAUUCUGAGCGGUAUAGCGACUGUCCUAGGGCCUCUGGGACUUCACAGAAAGAAAGCUAUGGUGAUACGAGAACUUGUGUCUGUGCUUAUCGGUGGUCUUGUCGAGGCAAGAACCCGAGGUGCUGCAGACAUGGGCAUCCAUCCUGCUGCCGGGCUGAUGUCAUUGACUUCAGGGGGCGGAUCAAGCAGCGGCUCUAUGGCCUUGGAAAUUGGAGAAUGCGACGUCGAACAAGGCAUCGAAGCUCUGAUGACCCUUCUUUGCAAAUCGUAUGGCAUUGUGGGCUUUGAUUUAACGAGGAAGGCGGGUGCCAAGAACAACGAAGAUGUCGAUGACUCGGAUGAGGCCGUGAUUGCUAGGAUACGCGGCCAAUCCGCAGCUCGUUUCUUUGGGUUCCCCGACGUUAAGCUUAAUAUUCUGAGGGCUUGUAUCAACUUCUCAGAAGCCCUGCCAGAUUUCGAUGGUGUCCUGCGAUUCUCGAGCGAUCUCUUGCGAACAGCUGGUUCAGGCGUUGCUCCAGGACCACGGCGGGAGGAUGCCUCUCCGAUUAUCAACCGGGAUGAGCAAGUACGACUAGCUACCGGAAUAUCAAGAACUGCCAAUCUUGUGCAGAGAUUGGGUUAUACCGAUAUAGCAGCCGAGUACUGGGACGAGUUUUUCGUAAGAGGCAUUAAGCUUGAGCCCUCACUGAACAGCAAGACACCGGUAGCUCACUCAAAGAGCAUUCUGCCUGGUGCCACCGCUAGUCGGGCAUCGCAGGAUGUUGACCCUUUCAUCUACAAUCCAUUCUUGAAGAAACCUGAUGAGCAAGUCGCGCAGACACUUGUGGCCGAUGAAUAUGCUACAUUCAAGAUCACACUGCAGAACCCAUACGAUAUCGAAGUAGAUGUCGAAUCCAUCCACCUGGCUACCGAUGGUGUGAAGUUUGACGCUGUCAAGGAAGCAACAAUGGUCGGACCAUACCGAACACAAGUGAUACGAUUAAGAGGAAGAGCCAAGGAAGCAGGAACCGUUAAAGUCACUGGUGCCAUGAUCAAGGUUCGAGGAUGUCGUGAACGACGGUUCCCAGUCUUCUCCAUGCCGUGGACACCCAAACAGGAACUAAAGGUGAAGGCUAAGGGUUUGGCUGCACUUGAGGAAGCAGUAACGGACAUCAAGCCUUUUGCUCCAAAGCUCGAGACUGAAAGCUUGAGUCUGACUGCGAUUCAGGCACAGCCGCUAGUUGUCGUCAAGUCUACGACCCUCGCACAAUCUUCGAUCAUGAUUCUUGAAGGUGAGAGGCAGUUAUUCUCUGUCACAUUGCAAAAUCUCGCUGCUACACCCGUGGACUUUAUGCUCUUUUCUUUCAAAGACUCCACUCAGGAGCCACUGCAAACCGCGAUCAAUAACCGAGAUGCCACACCAUCGGAGCUCCACGAGUACGAACUUGCACUGAUGAAGAAGCAAGCGUUGCGACUUCCUAGCAGCCAGCUGACUCGACAUAUUGCUCCCAACGGUGAAGCGACAUUCGAGUUUGAGAUACUGGGCAAGCCUGGGCUUACGGCGGCAACGAUCCAAGUCGACUAUACGCAUCUGGGAUGCCCGCAGGAUGAGAUGCCUGAGCAGUUCUACACUCGACAGGUUUCUCUCGAUCUAACGGUUACAGUCAAUGCCAGCGUUGAGCUUGCUCGAAUUGACGCGCUCCCGGUUCAUGGUGAGAUUCCUCAGCCCUUGUGGGAUCGAUUAGGCAGUUCCUUCACAGCCAAACCUGACGAAUAUUGUCUCUUGUCUGUGGAUCUUCGCAACGCUUGGCCAAGUCAGAUGGUGGUGCAGCUGGAGAGCAAUGACGGUAUCGCCGUUCAAGAGGAUAUUCUUCCGGGUAACACAAGUCGUGUCAUUCUGCCCGUUAAAAGGGUGUAUCUAGAGGAUCCGCAUGCCACAAUACCAACCCUGAACCCUGGGCGGAAUCGACAGUUCGUGGUCAGCGCCAGUAAGAUCUCACCCGAAAUGGAGCGAGCGAACCGCGAAGGGUUUUGGUAUAGGGAGAGGGUUCUCAACUGUCUCAGAGCGACAUGGAAGACGACGUCGCUGCCUAAGAGGAGUGGUUCCAUUGACCUGAGAAGUAUUAGGCUGACCACGCGAAUGAUCGAAGCCAUCAAGGUUGAGGAGGUUGAUAUCGAUAUCUCGGUUGCGGAUGCCAACGGUAAUGCGGCCGAGAAGGAUGUGGCCUACGUGGAUGAGUUUAUGCAACUCAAAGUGCGUGUUACAAACCGAGCAGCUCAAAAAAUCCACCCCCUCGUCCGGAUUCUACCGGCGCUUUGUCAUAGGCCUGCGAAUGUUGGGCUGGAGUAUACACGAAAGCUUGCUUGGAAUGGAACCCUACAACAACACAUUCCUGUGCUGGAACCACAUGGAAGUGCUGAGAUCUCGGUGGGGCUGACAGUGCUCUGCCGCGGUGAAUUCGAGAUUUCAGCAUCGGUAGAAGAGGUGCAGGUCUGGGAUGGCCCUGUGUCUGAGGCCACGCGAACGCGAUCCGAGUCGCAGACGAGAAUGGAUGCGGCUUUGGGAGUAAAGGAGAGACGGAUGUGGCAUGCAAGACGGCCUUGUCUAUUGAUGACGAGGGAUCGCAAGUAG